UGUCAGGAGACAGUGAGAUUCUGAAGGUCAGAACACUCCAGACUGUGGGAGACGUGAGAUGCUUUGGGGGUAAUCUCGAAUUGUGGUUUGCCCUUAACCUUGUAGCAGCAAAGUUGAGAAGGGGCUGGUUCCGGGAGAGACGUGAUGGGGCAAGGGUGCCCUUCUGCUGACGCCGAAGAUGGCUCCUGGCUCACCUCUGACUCGGUUUCCCCCACAGAUGGCUUUUCCCUGCCGCAGGUCCCUGAAUCCUAAGACUCUGACCUUCUUUCUGGUGGGUGUGAGUUUCUUGGCCCUGCACCUAUGGUUCCUCCAAGCCUCCAGGUCCCCGCAGGAGACCAUGUGGGACGGAUCCGUCGAGGCCACCCCUGCUGCUCCUGUGGCCGCGCAGCCGUGGCUGUUCAGCCCGUGUGUGGCCAACGACUCGGCCAACGCCACGGACGACUUCGAGCAGCUGCCGCAGCGCAUCCAAGACUUCCUGCGGUACCGCCACUGCCGCCACUUUCCCCUGCUCUGGGACGCGCCGGCCAAGUGCGCGGGCCGGCGCGGGGUCUACCUGCUGCUGGCGGUCAAGUCGUCGCCCGCCAACUACGAGCGGCGCGAGCUCAUCCGCCGCACCUGGGGGCAGGAGCGCCUGUACGGCGGGCGGCAGGUGCGGCGCCUCUUCCUGCUGGGCACGAGCCCGCCCGAGGACGCCGAGCGCGCCGAGCGGCUGCAGGCGCUGGUGGGGCUGGAGGCGCGCGAGCACGGCGACGUGCUGCAGUGGGCCUUCGCGGACACCUUCCUCAACCUCACGCUCAAGCACGUGCACCUGCUCGACUGGCUGGCGGUGCGCUGCCCGCACGCGCGCUUCCUGCUCAGCGGCGACGACGACGUCUUCGUGCACACGGCCAACGUGCUCGGCUUCCUGGAGGCGCAGCGGCCCGACCGCCACCUCUUCGCCGGGCAGCUCAUGGACGGCUCGGUGCCCAUACGCGACAGCCGGAGCAAGUACUUCGUGCCGCCGCAGCUCUUCCCCGGGCCGGCCUACCCGGUGUACUGCAGCGGCGGCGGCUUCCUCCUGUCCAGCCGCACGGUCGGGGCCCUGCGCGCGGCCGCCCUCGACACCCCGCUCUUCCCCAUCGAUGACGCCUACAUGGGCAUGUGUCUGAAGCGCGCGGGCCUGGCGCCCAGCGGCCACGAGGGCAUCCGGCCCUUCGGCGUGCAGCUGCCCGGCGCCCGGCAGCCCUCCUUCGAUCCCUGCCUGUUCCGCCAGCUGCUGCUCGUGCACCGCUUCGCGCCCUACGAGAUGCUGCUCAUGUGGAAGGCGCUGCACAACCCCGGGCUGAGCUGUGGCCCGGAUCACAGGGUCUCCUGAGGACGGGUGGGGCGUACUGGGGGAGGGUGAGCAGCCCCCCACGUGAUGCGUCCCGCGCUGAGAGCGCAUCUUUCCUGCUCUGGAUAC
This is a messenger RNA of Felis catus (domestic cat), 1441 nucleotides long. RefSeq names its product UDP-GlcNAc:betaGal beta-1,3-N-acetylglucosaminyltransferase 6 (gene B3GNT6). The record is from RefSeq and is a predicted model, not a curated record. The transcript has a single exon. NCBI's taxonomy places the organism in Eukaryota, Metazoa, Chordata, Mammalia, Carnivora, Felidae. Gene Ontology annotation, molecular function: hexosyltransferase activity. The coding region runs from base 179 to 1354 and encodes 391 amino acids. Gene Ontology annotation, cellular component: membrane.